GAAAAUUCUCUAUUUUUUCUUGAGUAACUUGCGAAACGUGCUCCAAGCUUUGUUAAAUUUGACAUAAAUUUAAAUAACUCUUCAAAAAUGGCCCCUGCUAAUCCAAGUGCUAAACGUUCAGGAGGUGGAGGAAGUUCUGGAGGACAAUCAUACAAAGAAAAGGAAAAACCUAGACAGAUAAGAGACAGUAAUAUAACAGCAGCGAAAGCUGUCUGUGAUGCAAUUCGUACAAGUCUGGGCCCCAGAGGUAUGGAUAAAAUGAUUCAGUCAGGCAAUGGUGAUGUUACCAUUACAAAUGAUGGAGCUACAAUUUUAAAACAAAUGCAAGUUUUGCAUCCAGCUGCUAAACUGCUUGUAGAUUUAUCUAAAGCUCAAGAUAUUGAAGCUGGGGAUGGUACAACAACUGUAGUAGUUAUUACUGGUAGUAUGUUGGAUGCUGCUAAUAAACUGCUUGAUAAAGGAAUUCACCCUACAAUAAUAUCUGAAUCUUUUCAAAAAGCUACAGAAAAAGCUGUUGAAAUUUUGACUGAUAUGUCUAUACCUGUUGAAUUAAGUGAUAGAGAAAGUUUACUUAAAAGUGCUACUACAGCUUUGAGCUCUAAGAUUGUUUCCCAGCAUUCUAUGCUUUUGGCCCCUUUAGCAGUUGAUGCUGUUUUGAAGGUUAUUGAUCCUGCAGUUGACACAAAUGUCAACUUAAACGAUAUUAAAAUUAUGAAACAACUUGGAGGCACUGUUGAUGAUAUUGAAUUAAUAGAUGGUCUUCUUUUCAAACAAAGAAGCGCUGGUCUUGGAGGAGUUACCAAAGUUGAAAAAGCAAAAAUAGGAUUGAUUCAGUUUUGUGUCUCUCCUCCUAAAACAAAUAUGGAUAAUAGGAUUGUAGUAUCUGAUUAUACUCAGAUGGAUCGAGUUUUAAGGGAAGAACGAGCUUAUCUCUUGAACAUAGUAAAGCAAGUGAAGAAAGCUGGAUGUAAUGUUCUACUUAUUCAAAAAUCUAUUUUAAGGGAUGCCAUUACUGACUUAGCUUUGCACUUUUUUGCUAAAAUGAAGAUCAUGGUUAUUAGAGAUAUUGAAAGAGAAGAUAUAGAAUUCAUUUGCAAAACUUUAGGAUGCAGACCAAUUGCUAGUUUAGAUCACUUUGUUCCUGAAGCUCUUGGAUCUGCUGAACUUGUUCAAGAAUUUGAUGCUGGUGGUGUAAAAUAUGUAAAGGUUACUGGAGUUGCGCAUCCUGGCAAAACAGUGACUUUGUUUUUGAGAGGAUCAAAUAACUUGGUUUUGGAAGAAGCAGACCGUUCUCUCCACGAUGCUUUGUGUGUUAUACGUUGUUUAGUAAAAAAGAGAGCCUUAAUUGCAGGAGGUGGUGCUCCUGAAAUUGAACUUUCUUUGCGUUUAUCAGAGUUUUCUCGAACUCUGCAGGGAAUGGAAGCUUAUUGUAUUAGGGCAUAUGCUGAAUCCUUUGAAAUCAUUCCUUACACUUUAGCUGAAAAUGCAGGCUUGAAUGCUAUUGCUACUGUCACUGAGCUUAGGAACAAACAUGCUAAUGGCGAGAAAAAUGCUGGCAUUAAUGUCAGGAAGGGAUCUGUAACGAAUAUUUUAGAAGAGAAUGUAAUUCAACCUCUUCUUGUCAGUGUUAGUGCUGUUACUUUAGCAUCUGAAACUGUCCAGACUAUAAUGAAGAUUGAUGAUAUUGUGAAUGUUAUGCGAUAAUCUGGAUGUUUGUCUUCAAACUGCACAUAGUCUUUUGUGUAAUCAUUUUUUACUAAGCUGGACUUUAAAUGAUCAAAAAGCUUUUCUUUUACUGUAUAACAAUCACUUUUGUUGUUGACUUUCAUGCAUUGCGAUAACCUAUUUCUUUUCAUUAAACUUAAAGAUUGCAAUAAAAUUAUUGGCUGCUGUUAUUUUCAUCAAUAAAGAUUCCUUUUCUUGAAA
Molecule: messenger RNA, 1926 nt
Organism: Argiope bruennichi
Lineage: Eukaryota; Metazoa; Arthropoda; Arachnida; Araneae; Araneidae
Gene: CCT4
Product: T-complex protein 1 subunit delta-like
Exons: 14
Coding region: 88-1704 (538 amino acids)
Biological process (GO): protein folding
Cellular component (GO): chaperonin-containing T-complex
Molecular function (GO): ATP binding; ATP hydrolysis activity; ATP-dependent protein folding chaperone
Source: RefSeq, a predicted model, not a curated record